GUCCUUGGUUCCACGCGUUACACUUAUGCUUUUAUGAUACCUAGACCUAGUAUUUAAAUCUCCAGCUAAUCUCUAUUUUUUCUCUCUCUAUUUUUCUCUCUCCUCUUAUAUAUAUAUAUGGCAUGCACAAAAUAUAUAUUUGUUUCUUUCUCUCUCUACAAUUUCUCGCUCUAAUUCCAGCCGUAUUCUCCUCAAAAAAAGAGAGAAAAAAUCCGAACCGACGCUGCGUUUUGGACCAAAUUCGUGAAAUUCUUUCCGUAGAGUGAACGGAAAUUAGCGGAAUUUAGGAAUUAAAGCAGGAAAGUUUUGCUUUGUUGAUUAAAGGUGACUGAAUUUGCCUUCUGAAAGUGUUUGAACAAGGGUUAACACACAUAUAUAUACACACACAUAUAUAUACAUACAUAGGUAGGAAUAAGAUUUGAGGGAAGAGGAUGAUAGGAGAAAUAGCGUAUAGAAAAGAGGAAGAGAAGGAAGAGGAGGUGGAAGAGAAAAUGAUGUCGGCGCAGAGGAAAUACACGGCGGCGAUGGUGGGCGGUGGGUUUCCGCCGGCGAUGAAAGUGGUGGUUGUGGGAUAUGCUCUUACUUCUAAGAAGAUCAAGAGCUUUUUGCAGCCCAAAUUUGAACGCCUAGCUAGGAAUAAGGGAAUUUUGUUUGUUGCUAUUGAUCAAAGCAGACCCCUUUCAGAUCAAGGUCCUUUCGACAUUGUGUUACACAAGUUAUCUGGAAAGGAAUGGCGAAGAGUACUUGAGGAUUACCGGAAUGCGCACCCCGAGGUCACAGUUCUUGAUCCUCCCGAUGCCAUACAACAAGUGUACAAUCGGCAGUCUAUGCUUCAAGACGUUGCCGAUCUUAAUCUGUCAGACCCCUAUGGAACAGUUGGUGUCCCAAAACAGUUGGUUAUCGAGAAAGAUCCAUCGUCGAUUCAUCGUGCAGUGAACAAAGCUGGGCUUAGGUUACCUCUAGUGGCAAAGCCUUUGGUUGCAAAGUCACAUGAGCUGUCUCUCGCCUAUGACGAGUUCUCCCUCCAGAAGCUGGAGCCCCCACUUGUUUUGCAGGAAUUCAUCAAUCACGGAGGUGUGCUCUUCAAAGUUUACAUUGUCGGUGAAGCGAUAAAGGUGGUGAGGCGAUUCUCCUUGCCCGAUGAGCAACGCGAACUAUCAAAGAGUGUGGGUUUAUCGAUUUCUAGAGUGUCUUGUGCUGCUGCAUCUGCUGACGAAGCACACUCGAUCCUUGUGUUGUGGUGAGCUUAUUAUACUAAAUCAGCACAUCGAUGUUUUUAAUUGCAAUUUUGUUUCUUUGAGCUUCGCUAGAUUGAUUUCUGUGUACUGCAAAAUAAUUUUCGAAGGGAUCUUAUAUUUUUAAUUUGUUUUCUCCCACCUGCAGAGCUUCCGCCACGACCGUUACUCGAAAGACUGGCUAGGGAACUGCGGCGACGAUUGGGUCUCCGUCUGUUCAACUUGGAUAUAAUUCGUGAGCAUGGAAGUCGAGACCGCUAUUAUGUCAUAGAUAUUAACUAUUUUCCAGGUUACGGGAAAAUGCCAGAAUAUGAGCAUAUAUUCACAGAUUUCCUACUGAGCCUGGUAAAAAGCAAAUAGAGAGAGGCAAAGCCCGACGAAGCUUAUGAUGUCACGUGAAGUGAAACUCGGCAAAACAGAAGAAAACAAACGGGCAGGAUCCUGGAUUGUAUCACAAUGCACCAUUUCGCACUGGAGGCUAAAGCAUAGCCCGAUUCUAUAUGCCGUUGCAAUAACUUUUUACUGUUUCGGAGGCAAUUAAUCGUCUGGAACAAGUCUGAUUCGUGAUCUUGGGAGAAAGCCCUUUUUUUUUUUUUCCUGUUCAUAUUCCCUUUCUGAAUAUUGCUAGUUUUCAUGUACGAACCGAACCUUUCUGCACAAAAACAUUUUGUUGUCACUUAGUUGACUUUUGUAUAUACCUCCUGGUUAAACAUGUACAAAUCUCUCCUGCCCGACUAAUUCACAUUUUUUUUAUCGUCCA
Messenger RNA from Erythranthe guttata (spotted monkey flower), 1995 nucleotides. NCBI's taxonomy places the organism in Eukaryota, Viridiplantae, Streptophyta, Magnoliopsida, Lamiales, Phrymaceae. The record is from RefSeq and is a predicted model, not a curated record.